AUGACUGAUUAUGAAGACAAGUACCGAUAUUCUUCUCCAUUAAAUUUUCAAAGCAUAGAAGUUGCUCAGGAUUACAGUUUAUCAAACAAAAAUAUUCAGAAUAAAACAAGCUAUGAACCUAUUAAAAGUUCAAAUGAAUACAAAGCCAGUCAUGAAAAUCUUCAGGUUCAGUUGAAUGACGCUAAAUCACAAGUUGAACGUUUCAGAACAGAAUUCCUUAGGUUAAGUAAAGAACGAAUAGAUGAGCAAUGUGAACUUGGCAAAGUUGUUGAACUACUUCAUAAUCAACUUGAAACAGUUUCACUGGAAAGAGAUCAAGUAAUCACUAAAACAAAUAUGGAAUCAAAACAAACUGGUAAACAAUUUGAACAUUUAAAGAAUUGUGUUAACCAACUACUGGAAACCAAUACUGAACAAGAGAAGCUAAUGUCUGAGAUGAAUGAACGCUUGGAUGCGUCAAAUAAAGAAUUGGCAAGAUAUAAAUCAGCUUUAGAACGUAUCAACUCAACUUUUCGAAGAUUUGAUUCCACUAACGAAUUAAGCGAUAUAACUGAUUACAAACGAACUGAUUUCGCUGAAUCUUCCUACUGUCGUCUAGAUAAGAUAUUAAAAAUAUUAGAAGAGAAAGAACAUUUACAAAAUAUAGAAAUUGAAAAACUGAAAACUAAAAUUGAAGUUUUACAAAGUCAACAUGAAGCGGAGAUUUGUAGAAUUGAAGAAAAGCAUCAAUCCUCUCUCCGUAGACAAUGUGACCAACUUCAAGAAGAAUUAAAUAAAACAGUAGUACGUGCUGAAAAUGCCACCAUGGAGGCGAAAACUUUAAGCGUAGAAGUGACAAAUGCGAGAUCAAAUUAUGAGAGAGAAAUAGCGGAAAAGCGUGAAAGGAUACAGGAAUUAGAGAAAGAAUUAAUGGAUUUUAAGUCAAAACAAAAUGAUUUAGAUUUAAACUCUAGAAAAGCACUUGAAACUGUCUUGGACUCAACACAAAAAGAAUUAAUUAAAAUGAAGUGUGAAAGAGAUUCUGCAACCAGUCAACUGUCUACCUUAAAUGCAAAAUUAGAAGCAGCAGAAUCUUAUAUUACAGAUCUGGAUAAUCGUAUAAAUAAGCAAUCAACAGUUGAUCAAACAAUACGAAAUCAAUUGGAUGAAAGUAAUAAACUUAACAGACACUUACAAUCAACUAUGAAAUCAAUAGAGCUAUCAAUACAAAGAUUACAAUAUCUAAUUGUUAACGAUUUAAAUUUAUGCACAGAUUGGAAUUGUGGCAAAGUAAUUAAAGAAGACCAAAUAAAUGAAUUUAUUGAUAGUGUUAUCAAAGUAAUCAGUGAACUGCAUAUGAAAUCAUUUAUGAAUAAGGAGAAUAAAUCUCAAACAAAACGAUUACGAAGACAAGUUGAAGAGUUGAAUGAAGAAUUGGACAAGUUUAAAUCAACUUUUAAAAAUAAUCAACGUUCUCUUUCAGAGUAUAAGAAGGCUCUUGCUGCCAAGGUUAAUGAGUUCGAGAGCAUUAUAUCAGAAAGAGAUUAUUAUUUACAAAUAAUCAAUGAACAAACGGAAGAAUUAUCCACCACUAAAGCUGAAUACCUUCGUCAAAUAAAAGAGGUUACUACGGAACAAAUAAAGUCAUUAAAAACACAGUCACUUUCCCACUGUAAAUGCUCACUGUCGAAAUUAAGAAAAGGAACUAGCAAUGAAAGGUGUAUUACUUGUUGCAAAUUAGUAAAGAAACCGGCUUCAACAGGCUCUUUAUUGUCUGAUCAACGUUUGGCUGCAGUUGAAUACGAAAAGCAAGCUAGCGAGAGUGCUAUCGAAGAAAUGAAAAAGCAGUUGAAUGAAUCUAAGUCAAAGUAUGGGAAAUCUACUACUAAGCCAGAAAGUUAUGAUUAUGCAAGUGGAGACAGAAGUGAUGAAAAACUAAAUACUUUUAAAGAAAAAUUAAAUGGUUUGAAAAAAGCCAAUAUCUUACUACAAGCAACUAAAGUAGAUUUGGAUAUGGUUCAAAAUGCUAUACCAAAACAAAGGAUCAUUGAUUAUACAGAUAAUGCAAUUCACACGAAUGCCUCCAACAGUACAUCACAUUCAAGUACUAUUAAUAAACUGGAACAACGUUUAGCCCAUCUAGAGAUGAAUAUGCACAAGGCAAGUGAAGAGAAACAAAGUUUACGGAAUAAAAAUGAACAACUGACUGAUCUACUCAGAAGGAUGACAGAACAAAAUCAACGCCUUACCAAGGAACUUGAUUUUCGUGUACUCGAAUCUGCGACAUCAUUCAGGUCACAAAAUUACCCCUUUCAAAGAACAGUUGACAACUCAUAUGAAAAUAGUCGUAACACCCAGUACUAUUCACCUGAACAAGCAAAAGUGAAUAAUGAUGAGAAUAUUUGGAAUGAAGAGAAGUUCAAAGAUGAUUAUAAAAGUAUUAGAAAAUUAAAAGAGGAUGAUGAUGAUGAUCAUGGAGACAAAAGAGUUAAAAAACUAUACGAUAGUGGAGAUUCUGCAAACUCGGUGAAUCAUGGACUCGAGACAGCGUCAACAGUUCAAUCGAAUCGAAUGAUGAAAUCAUUCUACUGCACUCCUGAACAUAAUACACAAGGUUAUAAGUCCGAUACAGGUAGAACAUUUUCUCCUGUCAGUGAUAGUGCAAUAUUAUUAACUAGUAAGUCGAAUAUAUCAUCAAGUGAGCUGAACCUGAAUAAAAGCACACAAAGGCGUAAUGAUAUGGAUUACUUACAGACAAGUAAAGAAAACAAAUAUCCAAAGGAAGACAGAGAUUUCAAACUGUCCAGUAAAAUAUCAGAUAAGUUAACUUCAUCGAUAACUGUUACUACCGAUCCACGUAUAACAACAAGUAAUUACAGGCAGUUCUUAAAUUUUGACUAUCAGAACACGAAAGAUAAUCUGCUAAAGGAUGAUAUCCAAUAUACGCCUCAAAUGAAUAUGACAAAUUCUGAACUCAAAUUUACAAAUAAAGAAUCAACAAAUCAUGAUUCCAAUGGUAGUGGUGGCAGCAAUAAUAAUAGGAAUAUGAAAUGGGAAUGUCAACAGUAUGAGCAACCAUUGAAAAAAUUAUCCAAGGAUAAAACUAAUAUCUACCCAGCAAAUACAUUGAAAGAAAUAAAGAAUUCAGAAACAAAUGAUAAUCAGUUGUACAGAAUAUAA
Trichobilharzia regenti is the source of this 3159-nucleotide messenger RNA. The record is from the annotation of a GenBank genome assembly. NCBI's taxonomy places the organism in Eukaryota, Metazoa, Platyhelminthes, Trematoda, Strigeidida, Schistosomatidae.